Molecule: messenger RNA, 4250 nt
Organism: Culex quinquefasciatus (southern house mosquito)
Lineage: Eukaryota; Metazoa; Arthropoda; Insecta; Diptera; Culicidae
Product: proton-coupled amino acid transporter-like protein CG1139
Exons: 5
Coding region: 706-2169 (487 amino acids)
Biological process (GO): amino acid transmembrane transport
Cellular component (GO): vacuolar membrane
Molecular function (GO): amino acid transmembrane transporter activity
Source: RefSeq, a predicted model, not a curated record
UUGCUCGGUGUGUCAUUCGUUGUUCAGAGCUCCUCCGUGAAGGGAAGCUCGUCGAUUUUAUAUCGCGUUCUGCCCCCCCUUUUGAGGAUAUUUUUGUGCAAUCAAUUUUCGGGAGUAAUUUUCCGAAUUUUCGUGCGAUUCGUGUGUUAUUGCGUGAUUUCCACGUUGGAUUACGUGUUUCGUGUAGUGAAAUGUCGAAAUAAGCGAGUUUAGUGCACUAAAAGUGCGCUCUAAGAUUGUGCAAAUUGUGUCAGAAAAAAGUUUUUUCUUCUCCUUUUUGUUGAGUGUUGGUGAGCGAUAGUGACCUUCCUGCAAGGCGCGUAUCAAAUAACAAAGCAAUUUCAGCGCAAGAAGCUUGGAAGACCGAUAAAAACAACAAAUUUCGAUACUGUCGGCGGAGGGUGUAAAAGAAUUUGCGCUCAGGAUUAUCCCACGCCCCCGAUAAUGGAGGAUUUCACACCUUUAAUAAAUCUACAGAGAAAGUAAACUGCAAAACGCUGUCCUCACCCUUCAUAAAAAAAAUCUACCUGCAAGGAUCUAAACGAUAAAUAAAAAAACCAGCACCAUUCAGCAGCGCAAAAAGCAAACAGAUUACAAUUUUCGCGCUGCUCGUCGUGAGGUUCCUGUUGCUCAACAGUGAGGGAGGACACAAACAGUCGCGAACCGAGAGUUCACAAUUCGGUUUUGCCAUCCAGCUCGCGAAGGAUGAAGGACGAGCGGGAUCCCCUGCUGGGUGGUUCGGACAACUCGCUGGACACCAACGAGCAACAGCACCUGCUAGCGAGGCCGGACCUGCGCAGUUCGCCGGAGAACAUGAUCGUGGACGUGGGUCAGGAAAACGACAGUCUUGUGCCCGGCAGCAGGGACGACCCAACGUACGGUUCGUCGGUGAACGAAACGUACGAUCCCUCGAUGCAUCGUACGCUGGAGCACCCCACGACUAACCUGGACACGAUGAUCCAUCUGUUGAAGGGCAACAUUGGCACCGGGAUUCUGGCGAUGCCGGAUGCGUUCAAGAAUGCUGGUCUGUACGUGGGACUGUUUGGGACGCUGUUGAUGGGCGUGAUUUGUACGCAUUGUAUGCACAUGCUGGUCAAGUGUUCGCACGAGCUGUGCCGGCGGCUCCAGGUACCGUCGCUAAACUUUGCCGAGGUGUGCCACCGGUCGUUCGAGUCUGGGCCGAUCGGCUUGCGGAGGUACUCAACGUUGGUCCGGAAUCUGAUCAACAUGUUCCUGGUGAUAACGCAGCUGGGCUUUUGCUGCGUGUACUUUGUGUUUGUCGCGGCGAACAUUCGUGAAGUUGUAGCGCACUACUAUUUCGAUCUGGACACGAGAAUCUACCUGCUGCUGCUGCUCAUCCCGAUGGUGCUGCUGAACUUGGUCAAGAACCUCAAGUAUUUGACGCCGAUUUCGCUGAUUGCCGCGUUUCUGACCGUUGCUGGUCUCACGUGCACGUUCUACUACGUGCUGCAGGAUCUGCCCAACACGCACACCGUCAAACCGUUCGCUACCUGGGCCCAGCUGCCGCUGUACUUUGGCACGGCCGUGUACGCGUUCGAAGGAAUUGGGAUUGUGCUUCCGCUGGAGAACAACAUGAAAACGCCGGAGGACUUUGGCGGCAUGACCGGAGUGCUCAACACCGGCAUGGUCAUCGUUGCCUGUCUGUACACGGCCGUCGGCUUCUUCGGCUAUCUCAAGUACGGUGAAGACGUGCAGGGUAGCAUCACGCUAAAUCUUCCAGGCGAUCAAUUCAUCGCCCAGCUGGUCCGCAUCAUGAUGGCCCUCGCGAUCUUCUUCUCGUACGGGCUGCAGUUCUACGUACCCAUCUCGAUCCUGUCGCCGUCCGUCAAGCGACGGCUCCACUCCGAGCAGGCCCAGCUAAUCGGUGAGUAUCUGAUGCGCGUUGGUUUGGUAGUGUUCACCUUUCUCCUGGCGGCCAUGAUUCCGAACCUGGGAGCGGUCAUUUCGCUGGUCGGAGCCGUCAGCAGCAGCACGCUGGCGUUGAUCUUUCCGCCGUUGAUCGAAAUCGUCACCUUCUGGCCGGACGGCCUCGGCAAGCACUACUGGGUGCUGUGGAAGGACAUUGGCAUCAUGAUGUUUGGCAUUUGUGGGUUCGUGUUCGGCACGUACACCAGCGUGGCACAAAUCAUCAACCCGAAUCUGCACUAAAUUCGGGUUGAGUUGAGCGGAAAUGCACACACACACACAAAGCGCGCAGAAUUACGUACUAUGCGAGCGUGCAUGUAGGAUAUGGAUAUUCUUAAAUUUUUAAGAAUCUGAAGCUGUAAAUUAUAUUAUCGAAAGUGAAACAAUAACACAUAUAUUUAUAGUAUUGCGCGUAAGAAAAGACACAAACUGUGCGUGGGAGAACUCCUACUAGUGAAAAGGGUGGAAUCUUAAGCUCUCAGUGUGAUUAUUACAUUUUAGUUUAGGCAGGUAACAGAGGCACUUUGGACUCGAAGCAAGCCCAACAGUGAGCUGUGUAUUAUCAUAAUAUAUUGUAGCAUUCUAAAAGCAGGCCGAGCUGGAGCAAGUGUUGCAAAAGUUUCUAAUGUAGACGCGUUACGUUACUUUUGCGUGUUUAUAGUCAAAUUUGUCGUGAUUGUAGACCAUCACUAAAACUACUUUGUUAAGAGAUACUACUAACCAAAAUUGCCACGAAUUAUGCCGUAAUAAAACGUUUAUACAGAAAGAUUUUUUUCUUUAUUUUGUUUUUUUUUUCUUUAAAAGCAAUUGAUUUUAUUAUUCUUCCAAUUCUUGGCAGGGUUGUCAUUUCUAAAAAUAUGUUGAUAUUCAGUACUUGUUCGGUAACUGAACUGGGCUGCUUUUUAAAAGGGGAGCGCGAUAACUGGACCGUAGCCCAGUUAAAAAGUAGACAAACGUCAAAAAACCAAAACACAUCGUAAUGACCAAAAAGUUAAUGGAUGCAAAAAUUAUGUUUAGUAAAACCCAUUUUUUAAACUUUUAUUUAAUUUCAAGUCAAGUUCAAGAAUUAUGAAAAGUAAGCAUUGUAAGUAAAUUUGAGUUACUUUUAUUUUUAUAUUUCAGCAGGAAAAUAUUUUGAAUCGGAUGUCCCCUCUUAAAUUUUCGUUAAGCCCAGUUACAGAACAUUUUUUUUUAUUUUUCAGAGGAAAAAAAUCUGUUAUAAAAUGACUAAAAUUAUAUUUUUGAAGGAAAGUGUAGUAAUUAGAAUAUUAUCAGAAUUUCUAAUUGUCUACAACCCUGCUUUUAUGACAACAGCUUAAAUAUCUUUUCUACCAAAACAAACAAAAAAGAGGCAUAAAAACCAUAAACUACAAUAUCUCGUAACGAUACGAUAGUCUUGCCAAUCCACUAUUAGCAUGACAAUAAUCUAUACAUCAGCAUAAAAUGUGUUGAAUAAGUAGCGUAAGCCUGUGAGGAAUUAUUUUCUAAAAAAAAACCUACGUUUAAACUGUCUGUACUCUACUCUAUUGAAACUCCUGUUACUAGACUAUCCGUGUUAAGUUUUCCUCUGCGACCAAUCUAUUCUUCACUGUGAAUUGUUUUCGAACCCAACUAUUGAUAUAAGUGUAGUACAAUUAUUUAGGCGGUAAAGAGACGCGUGAGAAUGAAGAGUAACGAAUUUACGAGUUGAAUGGUAAAAAAAAGAUUUGUGGUGAUUUCUUCCUUUCAAUUUUGGGUUAUUUUUAUAAUGUGCUUUCAUCUAACUUCAAGAAUUUUCAAAUAAAUUUCUUUAGGACAUGUGAUAUGAAUAGUCUUACAAAUUGAAUAAUAACUUGUCAAAAAUACUGCUAGUAAAUCAGUUUGGAGUUGUUUCUCAUAGUUUCCUAGCUCUAAAUAACAUCCACCGACUUGUUGAAUGUGUGCUUUACAGCAAAACUUGUAGAAACAACUCUAUAGCUGCCACAUUUAUUGCAUUCCACAAAAUUAGAGUCACAUUAACCGAUAAAUGAAGCGCUCAAAAUGUGUUAACUUUUGAAGUUGAUAGAACAUAACGACCCCCUACCAGCAAACAUCCUUAUCCGAUAUUAGUGUGUUCAGUGUUUUUUGUGUUAUCAGCCUGUAAUGAAAAAAAAAGUGGAAAUAUUUGGUGACAAUAUUGGAAGAACUACUUAACUGAUAAUCGUCAUUUAUACACAACGUAAUAAAACAGUUGCAGUGUAGUGCGAACUUAUUUUACUCCCAAAAGCAACAAAAGGAUAAUAAUUAUACAAGUAAACAAACCGCAACUUCAAAGGGAAUUGAAAAAUAAACAUAUUUUACUAACA